UCUACGCAGGCUCAGUUGGGGACACGUCUAUUUCCAUCCUUUCCCGCUUAGCUUCCAGAGCUGGGAGAGGGAGAAAUAGAUCUCAAGGAUCCUGGGUUCUAAUUCUAUCAUCGAGGUUACCUGGCGGCGUGACCCGAGCUAGACCCUUGAGCCUCACCUUUUUCUUCAGCUGUUAAAAGGGGCGCACUACGUACGUGAGGACUAGCUGCAGCCUGCACUGAUUGCGCACCGAGUGCCACAAGGAACUUGUAGAUACCUAUAGACAAUAAGCACUGAUCGAGCGCCUGUGGAAAAAGGCAAACAGAGGCCCCGCCCUCUCGGGUCUGCGCACCGAGGGAGAAGCUGGGGCACCUUAUUGAGGGAGACAAGACUUGGGAAAGGUCAGAGUCUCAAAGAAAACACCGAAAAAGGAUUGAUUUUGGAGGACCAUGGCAUUCAAGAAAAAGAAAUUACUGACAUUCCAAGAUGUGGCUGUGGAAUUCACCCAGGAGGAAUGGAGCUAUUUGGAUCCUGGCCAGAAGGACAUGUACAGGGAUGUGAUGCUGGAGAACUAUGAGAACUUUCUACUUCUAGGGCUUCCAGUAACUAAACCAGCUGUGAUUUCUCGCCUGGAGAGACAUGAAGCCCCCUGGCUAUCAAAGGAAGACCCCAGAUGCAUUUCUGAAGAUUUCUCUGUUGAAAAAAAAGAAUUUGAAACCAAGGAGUCAAUUCCAAAACAGUAUAUUCCUACCAGAGAGCCAUCCAGAGAGAGACUCAUAAAGGAUGAUUUCUGGGAUUCUAAAUUUGGAGAAGCUUGGAAUUAUGACAUUGAAUUAGAAAGUCAGAUAAACAACCUGGAAAGACAAUCCAUGAAGCUAAUAAUUAAGUGCAGCAAAACUUCAUAUAGCAGAAUUUCCAUGGAGAAGAACUUUUGUAAGCUUAAUAAAUUUAAGAAGUGUUAUCAUCACCAUUCAGAACAUAAUCUUUACCAUAGAGUAUGCUCUCAGGGAAAACCUCAUAGAAUUCAUGAAUGCAGCAAAACCCUCCACAUUAAUUCAUGCUGUAGUGUACAUGGAAGAAUUCAGGCUGGAGUGAAAGCUCAUAAAUCUGGUGACUGUGGUAAGGCUUCCAGCUACGAUUCAGACCUUGCUGUUCAUCAGAAAAAUCUGGAAGAAAAGCCUAUAAAGCAAUGUAAUAAAGGUAGGAGAACUUUGAGUCAGAGGAGAUGUGUUUGUCAACAUAAGAAACCCUAUAAAUGUAAUGAAUGUGGAAAAGCCUUCAGCUGGAAGAGAAACCUUUACAUACAUAAGAGAAUUCAUACAGGAGAGAAACCACAUAAAUGUAAUGAAUGUGGAACAACCUUCAGAUAUAAGAUAACUCUAGAUAUGCAUCAAGCAGUUCAUUUUGGGGAGAAGCCUUUUAAAUGUAAUGAAUGUGGAAAAGCCUUCUGGCAGAAGGGACACCUUAAUUCACAUAAGGUAAUACAUACUGGAGUGAAACCCUAUAAAUGUAUUCUAUGUGAGAAAGCCUUCAGCUGUAAGAGAAACCUUGAUCUACAUGACACAAUUCAUACUGGCCAGAAGCCCUAUAAAUGUAAUGAAUGUGGAAAAGCCUUCAUCCGGAGUGAGCACCUUAAAAGGCAUAAGACAGUUCAUACUGGAGAAAAACCAUAUAAAUGUAAAGAAUGUGGAAAAGCCUUCAGUUAUAAAGAAGGUAUUUAUUCACAUAAGAGAAUUCAUACUGGAGUGAAGCCCUAUAAAUGUAAUGAAUGUGGGAAAGCCUUCAUCUGGAAUGGUGGUCUUAAUUCACAUAAGGUAAUACAUGCUGGAGUGAAAUCCUAUACAUGUAAUGAAUGUGGAAAAUUCUUCAGACAUAGGGAAGGCCUUAAUUCACAUAAGAUAAUUCAUACUGGAGAGAAACCCUAUAAAUGUACUAUAUGUGAGAAAGGCUUCAGUUGUAGGAGAAGCUUUAAUCUACAUGAGGCAAUUCAUUCUGGGCAGAAACCUUAUAAAUGUAAUGAGUGUGGAAAAGCCUUCAUCCGGAAUGAUCACCUUAAAAGGCAUAAGAAAGUUCAUACUGGAGAAAAACCAUAUAAAUGUAAUGAGUGUGGAAAAGCCUUCAGUUGUAAAGAAGUUAUUUAUGUACAUAAGAAAAUUCAUACUGGCCAGAAGCCCUAUAAAUGUAAUGAAUGUGGAAAAGUCUUUAGGCAGAUUGGACACCUUAUUUCACAUAAGAGAAUUCAUACUGGAGAGAAACCCUAUAAGUGUAAUGAAUGUGAAAAAGCCUUCAGGGAGAAAGGGGGCCUUAAUAGACAUAAGAUAAUUCAUACUGGGGAGAAACCUUAUAAAUGUAAUGAAUGUGGAAAAGCCUUCAACUAUAAGGGACAUCUGAAUAGACAUAAGAAAACGCAUAUAGAAGUGAAACCAUAGAUGUAAUGAAUGUGGAAAAGCCUUCAAAUGUAUGGGAAACCUUAAUUUAUAUAAGAGAAUUCAUAUUGAAGAGAAGCCCUACAAAUCCAAGGAAUGUGGAAAAACUUUUAAGUGGUAUAGAAGCUUUGAAAAACAAAUUCAUACUGGAGGGAAAUUUGUUGAAUGAACUAAUGUUGAAGCAGACUGAAAUAAAAUCCAAACUUUGAAUGUAAUAAAAUUGAGAAAACUUUCUUGCACAUUUAAAACUUAAGAAACAUAAGAUAAUUCAUACUGGAGAGAAAUAUAAAUGUAAAGAAUGUGAGAAAGCUUUCAACUAGCAGGAAUGCUUAAUAAAUCCAGCAGAACCCAUACUGGACAGGAACUUUUUUCAGUGCUAUUUAUUUUACCUGAAAAUACUUCAUGGGUUUCAGCAGCAAUAACAGAUUAGGUAGUUAUCCAGGAUUUAGCAGUGUCUCUGGGAUCAGAGGGCCUGGAAUAUCAUAUUCCAGAAGGCAAAGGACCUGGGGUUACAACCAAGAAUUAACUACCCAACUGGAUUGAGCA
This is a messenger RNA of Sarcophilus harrisii (Tasmanian devil), 2951 nucleotides long. Its product is annotated as zinc finger protein 260. Gene Ontology annotation, molecular function: DNA-binding transcription repressor activity, RNA polymerase II-specific. Lineage: Eukaryota; Metazoa; Chordata; Mammalia; Dasyuromorphia; Dasyuridae. The record is from RefSeq and is a predicted model, not a curated record. The transcript is spliced from 5 exons. Gene Ontology annotation, biological process: negative regulation of transcription by RNA polymerase II. Bases 429 to 2408 code for a protein of 659 amino acids.